Messenger RNA from Callorhinchus milii (elephant shark), 5862 nucleotides. It is a transcript of the gene setd5, whose product is annotated as SET domain containing 5. The coding region runs from base 542 to 5260 and encodes 1572 amino acids. Gene Ontology annotation, molecular function: protein binding. The record is from RefSeq and is a predicted model, not a curated record. NCBI's taxonomy places the organism in Eukaryota, Metazoa, Chordata, Chondrichthyes, Chimaeriformes, Callorhinchidae. The transcript is spliced from 24 exons.
GGAGGGGACGACUCACUCACUCAGCGGCGCUGCUUAGUGACCGAGAGCUGGGCCCAUUGCACACACACACACACACAGUAAACUAUCGCCGGUACAAGUAGCGCUAUCUCAGGAAGGGGGUCAAACCACAACAACCACACCCCCAACACACGGGAGUCCGGACUUUAAACCUGCACUCGGCAGCUCAAAAUCCACCCCCCAUCCUUUCCCACCCACACACACACCCGAAAUGAGACAGCAGAGCCCCAGGCGGUGUGCUCGGGAAAGACUCGAGGUUUUAUUCCAGGCCUAGUUGGCGAAAUCCUCUAAUUUAAAAAAAUCAAAAAGCUAAACAGAACAAGUCAGACAUUACAAGGGAAGAGGGAGAGAGCUCACUAGAGAAAAGCGGGGAGAAGGCAGCACUGUUCAGACACGAUUAUUGAGAGUAAAACCGUUUCCCUCAUGUCAAUGAUCUGCACUCGACACUGUGGCUCCCCAGCCUCGGUGUGGUCAGGCACUGUGCUUCGGACCCCGUGAUAAACACAACUUGGUGUUGGACGUCAUGAGCAUAGUAAUUCCAUUGGGAGUUACCACACCAGAUACUUCAUACUCUGAUAUGGCUGCUGGAUCAGACCCUGAGUCGGUGGAAGCCAGUCCUGCAGUUGCUGAGAAGAACAGCUACUCCAAUCACAACUAUGGGAGCGCACAACACCACGGGUACAGAGGCCUGCCGUAUGCAGACCACAACUAUGGUGCCCCACCACCUCCAACACCCCCAGCUUCACCACCUCCACAGACCAUCAUCGCCCGUGUGGAGUUGAACCGACUGCGUUGCCAGAGAUACGAUGAGAAUUCUGAGGAUAGUGACAGUUCAUCUGAGGAUGAGAACAUUCCAUGGUGUCAUUGUAGCUUAACUCAGGAUGGAUUUAUUAUUGCUUGUGAGAACUGCAGGAGACUAGACAGGCGGAAGGUCAUCAGACUCCAGCGCAGGAAGCAAGAGAAUGUGUCUGGUGGAGAGAGCAGUGCAACUGAGAGUGGUGAUGAAGAGGUGUCGCCGUCAACAGUGUCAUACACCGCAACACAACACACGCCCACCAGCAUCACUCUCACAGUCAACCGAGUGAAGAGAACCAAGGCCAAGAAGAGGAAGAGAAGCACAGAGAAAGCACGAAACGCUCCAAAAGCCAAAAAAAUAAAGGCCUUUCGAGAAGGCUCCAGGCGGUCCAUGAGGAUGAAGAAUUCCCUGUCAGAAGCUCAUGCAUUGGAUGAAAACACAGCCGAAGGCUGGGAAAACCGAAUCCGCCUCUGGACAGACCAGUAUGAGGAAGCAUUUGCCAACCAGUACAGUGCAGACGUGCAGAAUCUGCUGGAGCUACAUCGGUUGACCGUGAAGGAUUCAGUGGGGAAGAAUGCAGUGCUGGAUACCAUCAAUAAAACCGAACUUGCCUGUAACAACACCAUUCUUGGCUCUCAGAUGCAGCUGCAGCUCGGUAAAGUCACUCGAGUUCAGAGACAUCGUAAGAUCUUGCGCGCGGCCAGAGAUCUGACACCAGACAUGCUUAUUAUUGAAUACCGUGGUAAAGUAAUGUUGAGGCAGCAGUUUGAAGUCAAUGGACAUUUCUUUAAGAGGCCCUAUCCCUUUGUGCUCUUCUACCCAAAAUUCAAUGAAGUGGAGAUGUGCGUUGAUGCCAGAACAUUUGGGAAUGAUGCUCGUUUCAUCAGGAGAUCCUGUGCACCCAAUGCCGAGGUACUGCACAUGAUUGCUGAUGGGAUGAUCCACCUCUGUAUAUAUGCGAUUACAAACAUCCCAAAGGACAGUGAGGUGACCAUUGGCUUUGAUUAUGAAUACAGCAGCUGCAAGUAUAAAGUUGACUGUGCCUGCCACAAGGGGAACCAGAACUGUCCGGUACAAAAACAUAACCAAGGAUCUAUGGAGCCCCCAGUAGGUGCAGAGACUCGGCGGAGAAAAGCCAGGCGAAAAGAAUGGGAGAUGGAGUUGGAGCUCAACCAUGCUUCGGAUGACAACAGCAACCAGCAGCAGGAUGAGCAAACAGAGUGCAAAGACCAGGCGGAAGCACCAGCACAGAUCCCUGCGAGUGACAGCGAGGAAGGACUCGUGGAUGGAGCUGGAAUAAAAUUGGAAGAAAACGAGGAGUCGGAGAUGGACGAACACCUUCGUGCACAGAAUAAACUGUCGCGGGAGCAGCGGAAGAUGGAAGCCAUCAUGCAGGUAUUUGAGAACUUAGAGAAGAGAAAGAAAAGGCGGGAGCAAGUGGUGGAGCACAGCACCAGCCAUCCCGGUGUGGACACCAGCCCGGAGACUCCCACCACACAUGUGGAGGAGGAGAAAGUGGAGCCCGCAGCGGACGAGCCUCUGGCCGCUGGGGCAGGAACACCACAGAUUGUGCCUGCGGGGGUUGGCACACGCCGAACUUCACAGCUAGGGGAGCAAGUUCCAGAGAAACCUGUUAAACCCCCUGCACCAAAACCGACCAAGCCACGACCCAAGAAUCGUUUCUCUCGCUAUCGUUCCAGCUCAGCACAACGGCUGCGGCGGCAGAGGCAAGCAAGCAGCCAGUCUGAGCCGGCACCAGUGGUGUCUGUGGAGGAAGGGACUUUGGGAGCUGUCACGCUGCAGGACCCCACAGCUGCAGAGGGAGUGGUGAGUGCAGGGGUGCCGGCUGUGGAGAGCACAUCGGGGAUAGCUGUCAUCACUCAAGUAAAUCGAACCAACAUCAAGUAUCCUAAAACCAAACGGUAUUUGGUUAGCGAAUGGUUAAAUGACAAGGUUGAACGACCGGAGUGCCCCUAUGAUCGACCGCUGCGUAUCACAACGGAUCCAACAGUAUUGGCGACCACACUGAACAUGUUGCCAGGUCUGAGUCACAGCCCCCACAUCUGCACAACCCCCAAACACUACAUCCGCUUUGGCUCCCCUUUCACCCCAGAAAAAAGGAGACAGAGAGUUGUGUGUGAUGGCAACUACGGAUCUUGCAAAAAGCGGUGGAUAAGACAAGCUAUGGACGAAGCCAUGGUGCAGAGUCCCCAUACGCCAGAUGUAGAAACAGAACCGCCAACCUUCUACCAAAGCAGUGAUGCCAGUAACCUUCCUGACUUGCCCCCCAACACUGACACACCAAUGGAGCUGAUAACUCCACUGAAGAAGAGAAAGUCACGGUACCUAUCAGACACGAGUGUGAGCGAUUUGCCCGGUGGCUGCAGCCCACUGUCUGCACCGGCAUCUGUGUCCGACACAGUCAUGUCCAGCCCAACAGUGGUGACGCCGUGCACCUUGUUUCCAGGAGAGGAAGAGAAGAAGAAUGAAUACAGUGUACCGUGCUCUCCCCUUCACUCCCUUGCUGCUAGCCGAUGUAAUACUCCACUACAGUUUGAGAACAUUUCCUCUCCUGAGACUUCCCCAGUGCAUAGGCCUGAGCCACUUUCACCAGAGCCACCUCUUAGAACUGAUUAUGACCAGUCCAGGACUGGCUUAUCAGACCUCUCCCUUCACCCUGGCCUGGACACCCCCCCAUUCCAGGUCACGGGGGUCAACGAUGUGUCUCUGUCAGAUUGCGCUGAACUGCUGUCCAAUGCUCCAUUAACAUUCCCCUGUGACACUGAGGCUGGCAUUGCAGGAAAAAGCAGUGACAUUCACUCGCCGAUCAAGAACACAGAGCAAGCAUUCAGGACAGAGUUCAAUUUGAUAUAUGCCUGUUCACCUUUGAACUCCAAUCUCCGAGAUUUGACCCCUACGCACAGGCUGGAGGGACCAUACCGAGGACUUGAGAACCGAACCAGUUAUGUCAGUGACCGGAAAUCUUCCCAGCUGGAGCGAGGGUUUGGGGAUACUGUAUACAAUAGUCUAUCGGGAGAUUCCUGCUUCACCAAGCAAAGUCUUGGACACCUAGCAGAGACAUUACAAGGAUCUUUGUCACCACAAGCAGACCGGCAAGCUUUAUAUCCUGAAGGAAAUACAAUAUCCCAGCAAAACCCACCACAGAAAAAGAAGGUAUCCUUGUUGGAGUAUCGGAAGCGACAGCAGGAGGCCAAGGGAAGUGGUUCCAAAUCUGACAGCCUGGACCCCUGCAGAACAGCCAGAGGUGGGGGGACCCCAACUCGACGAGGUAGUGACUGCUCUUCUGCACAAACACCGACCAAUGGCGACUCUGGAGCCAUUUCUCGGUCAUCCCACAGGUCUUCAUCUCCCCCAAGUGGCUUCUCCUCACCAGUGCACCCCUCAAUGCCUCAGAUUGAGGAUGUUAGUCCAACGGAUUCCAACAGCGGCAAGAAUGCCACACUAUCUGCAACUUCCACCAGCAAAAGUAGAGACAGCAUGAGCACCAGGUGGAUGGUUCCCACUUCGGUAGAACGUUUGCGGGAAGACCGGGGCAUGUUGGAACGGGUUCUGAGGAGGGUGGAAAUUGGAAGUAUAAAGAGGACGGGAGACGAGAGGGGUACUCUGGACCGUGUUUUGCGGAGGGUAGAGACUGGUGCUGCGGACUCGGUCAGGGAGAAAGACACAGAUUCCAUUGAUGGUGAUGGACUAGAGGCACAAGGCCCUUCUCGCACCAAAGGUUCUCCUAUCCAUAGCCCUCAGAGAUACAGUCACAGCCCUUCCAGAUACAACCAUCAGCUCCUACAGGUGCAGUCUGAGGGCCACUCUGGGGAGUCCCACACGCUUCCACAACAGAGCAUGUCACCUUACAGAACGCACAGUUCCUCCAAUGCUUCCUCAGCUCAUGCACAAGGACAUGUCUACAGGUCUUCAUCCCAAGUUCUGGGGCAGAGUGGAUCCCAGAGUCAACCAGAUUCCAGUCUCACUGGGGCCCCUCUCUCCACUCUGUAUUCCAGUCCGAUCCACUCAACAUCAGCUGACACCUCUGUGGUCCAGUACGUAGGGAGUUCUGGGUACUACAGCGGCCAACAGCAAUCUGCGAGUGUCUUGCACACAUUCAGCAACACUCAGCAGAAGACUAAUUCAACCAGUUCUCACUCUACCGCUGCUAGCCCACUACAGAACACCACAAAAAGCAUAAUGACUGACUCCACACAUCCCCGGCCCCCGAGCCCUGCAAACGCCACCGCGUCACAGACUGCAAGGCCAUGCCAAUCUGGUUUACGGACCUUAAAUCCAGCAAGUUCGGGGCAACCACUUCACUCUGGAACUAAACUAACCACAGCAGCAAGUUCUCAGCACUACCGCUCAAGUACUGGAGUAGCUCAGUACCAGCCCUCACAGGUCCAAUCUACAAGUCUAAGAACACAGCCAAGCACGUACUAGACUUGGCAACAUGACAGACCCAGCCAUGACCAUUUUGGAGAUGUUCACCCGGAUGUAUUGUUCAUCACCUGUGCUUGUUUAUAUAGGGCCACCAUCAUGGACCAUGUGUGGCAUUAAUUGAAAUGUAUGGACCUAGAGUUCUGGACAUUGGUGGGCUGAUACCAGCAUUUACUAGAUCCCCCACCCCUUCAUACUGUACAAAAAAUAAAUACAGAAUUGUGUACCUAUUGGUAAGGUACAGGUUAAGCUUAUUAUUCAGAUAAAUAUUUCCUGCCCCAGUUUAUUUUAAAUAAACUAGUCACGUGCAGUAAGACUUUUUUAAAUCAAAAAGAGCAUUUGUAGCAUCGGGUAUUAAGACAGGGGGAUGGAGGGUACAGGUAGGGUGGGGCGAGUUUGUGUAGACAGCCAUUCCACGUGCCAGCUUCUCACACUUAUACUGUAAUAUCCUGGAGUAGAUUUUAUUUAUAUAAUUUUAUAUAUAACCAUUCUAGGCUAGCUAUUACCUACCUACAUUGGCAGAGUUUAAUCCACGGUGCUGCGAGGAGUUUUUAUUUUACACCUGAAGCUGCAAGUCUCCCAGUGUCGAGACGGGAGCAAGCGAG